Molecule: messenger RNA, 1184 nt
Organism: Amoebophrya sp. A25
Lineage: Eukaryota; Dinophyceae; Syndiniales; Amoebophryaceae
Source: the annotation of a GenBank genome assembly
AAGCGGGUUGUAGGGCCAAAGCUAAUGAGGGAGUAAACGAUUAAUCAACAAACAAUACUACCUAGCACAUAUUUGAGGCCUCACAGCCCCCAAAAUAAGUGCAAAGACCAGAAUGACGAUCGUCGAGCAUGAAGUCCAGAAGGGGAAAUCCUCGAUAGUGGACCACGGGGGGAGUUCUGCUCACAACACGAUCACCGAGGAGAACUACAAUGCUGAAAUUGCGAAGCUGGAGCAGUUCAAACUGUUAGCAUGGAGUAAAAUCGAAGAACAGAAUGCACUUUUUGGGGAAAAGGUGCGAAAAGUUGAAAACGAGCGCGACGAUUUGCUCUACCAAGCGCUCGACAACGAAGAGAAAAUGGGAAACCUGCAGUUAAGAUUUCUUUGCAUUAAGUACGUUGAGGUUUUGGUUUUCUUGGUACAACAAUAUUGGAGGUCUUCUUCUUGUACUAGAAGUCUCUGAGAUUGAAUUUUUUUCUGAAUUUCUUAGGUCCCUGAUGCAAUGCGCACGUCAGUAAUAGACAACGUCCUUGAAGCUGGGUACAUCAUCAUCAACAUCAAGUGCUCGAUGUUGGAGACGAAGCGCUCUAAUCCAGCGGCGUCUUGGAGACGCGAUGAAGGAGCUGCAGGCAUUAGCGGAGAUCAGUCAAGAACAGGACAAAGCACUAGACUACCUGAUAAAGUGGAAGAAACAUGCAGAGGGGUUCUUGGAGUCUCUAGUAACAUCUUCUGCUUCAUCGAAGCAACAAGGAGAUUCUCAGCAAUCAAUCUCCGCAUCGGUUAGUACCAGUGCAAUCAACGACUCUUCGUCAAAACCAACGAGGCUAACGCGGGAAGAGCUAGAGAAAUUUACACGAGGAACGGCUGCGCUUCUGGGAAAGGAGCCAGUAUUAGCGGACGAGACAUCCGGAGCGCACGCAUCGUCGUCCAGUGGAGCCUGAUCAAGAAUCGAGUGCGACCAAAAGGUGUACUUGGAUAAUUAGUGAUGAAUUAUGAAUGUUGCAAUUGACCCGGUAUUGACUUUAGGUCAUCAUCAUCAAGCGUUUUGUCAGUGAUUAAGUCGUAGUACGACGGACUGCUCUUGGAUACCCAAAACCAAAAAGAGAUUUGUAUGUUUUAGUAAGGAAGUGAUGUUUCUUUUCAGACCUGAUUCUCGAUUCUUCACGCAAGAGUCAGAGUUUAGCAAG